UCUCCCCAACUACCGUCUCUGAUCGCAAACUGCCUUCAUUCACUGAGGGCGGCGACUGGGGUUAUGGACCGGUAUUACCCCCCGUAUGUGCUGUCUGCUCUCUUCAUGGUGCUAUGGACAGUAACUGGGAGUACAGUGCGUCUGUUGCAGACUCAUCAAAGUCCCGCAUCACAGAGAACGUGAUGUAUCAAACACUGAGAGCUCAGGCGAUGACCGGAAGUGAGGAACGACUCUGGUGACUCUUAAUUACGACAAUUACUCCAGCUACUCGGCAGUAGAGCAGUGCCGGUGUGAGCCGUGGACGGCGAGUUAGAGCGACAGCAGCACAUGGCAUACCAACACGGAUCUGUUUCAAAUGGGAUAAUCGCGUCAUCCGAAGCCCGAGACUAGUGUGAAGCUCUGUCACUAUGUGUCCCAGUGUGUGGAUGGCCUAUCUGCAACAGAUGUGUGCAACGCGUAUUACCCACAGAGCAGCUCUGCAGGGGGCGCCCGUCACACAACUGUCAACCCAUGGAGACCACUAGAAGGUAUCAACCAAUCACAUUAACCGGAAGUCACGUGGUAUGAAGCAGUCUUGAUGAGCACGUGCUGUGUUGUAGCGUACAAUGCCAGAACUAAGAGGGUUGCCAGGAUGCCUCACGUGGUGUGUGCUGCUGAUCACGUGUUCAAAGGGAGAGAACCCUGUGGUGACCACCUCUCUUGGGCCAGUCCGUGGCAACAGGACAACGGUUUUGAACUCCACUGUGGACAUCUACUAUGGCAUCCCAUAUGCAGCACCACCUGUUGGUGACCUCCGAUUCCGUCGCCCCGUGCCUCACGAGCCGUGGAACUCAACACGUGACGCGUUAGACAUGCCCAACUCAUGUCAUCAGAUUAUCGACGAGAUGUUCGACAAGUUUGAAGGAGUGGACAUGUGGAACCCCAACACAAACAUGAGCGAAGACUGCUUAUACCUGAACGUGUGGGUCCCGAGGGGUGGGACCCCGAACAAAGCAAUCCUGCUGUGGAUAUAUGGGGGAACGUUUGCUUUGGGAACGUCGACGCUACGGGUGUACGACGGCAAAUAUAUGGCCGCUGCAAAUGACGUCAUCGUUGUGUCCAUCAACUACCGGAUAGGCACCCUUGGUUUCCUUAGUUACGGUGAUGAUCCCUUUACUUCCGGGGAGGACGCUCCUGGCAACGCUGGUCUUUUAGAUCAACUAAUGGCAAUGAAAUGGGUAAAAAAUAACGCUGAACAUUUUGGCGGGGAUGCCAAUAGGAUUACCAUAUUUGGAGAGAGUGCCGGCGCAGUGAGCGUAUCCAUGCAUUUGUUGUCACCCCUGUCACGUGACUUGUUUAACAACGCAAUGAUGCAAAGUGCAAGCGCGUUGUGUUAUUGGGGGAUGCAUACCCGACAGAUGGCGAAUGAUAGGACUAGAGCACUAGCCCAAAGGUUUAACUGUACAACAAUGGAUGAGACGGAAAUGAUGGAAUGCUUGAGAAGCGCAGACCCACAACAGUUAUCAGUACAAGCGUGGAAUAUUGUAGACUUUUAUUUCGACGCCCCUUUCGCUCCGGUAGUGGACACAUAUUUUCUUCCUGACAUUCCAGAGAAGCUGAUAGAGCGGGGUGAAGUGAAGAACACCAGUAUUUUAUUAGGUGUGAACAAGGACGAAGGGAACUACUUCUUGUUGUAUGGCAUCGCAGGGAAAUUCAAGCUUAACAAUCCUAAUCCUCUUGACAGGGACGAGUUCUUGGAUGUAGUGCGGACUGUUGUUGCCCCAAGCAACGAUAAGACAAAGAAGGCUGUUGCUGUUGAGUAUGAAGAGGCUGAGCUGCCUGUAGACAGAGACACCUAUCGGGUGAUUGCUGACGACAUCAGCGGUGACAGGGCCUUCAAGUGCCCCACCAUCGACUUCGCCAGGGAUAUGUCGAGAAUAAACAAGGAUAUCUUCCUUUACUCCUUCGAACAUCGCGUGUCUACCAACCCAUGGCCAAAGUGGGCUGGCGUCAUGCAUGGGUAUGAAAUCGAGGUUGUCUUUGGACUUCCGCUGGAGAACGGAAGUAGAUACAGUAGCGAGGAAGUGGACUUGAGUCGACGUGUGAUGAAGAUGUGGACAAACUUCGCUAAAUAUAGCAACCCGAAUGAUCCAAACUCCAACGACUGGCCUCGGUUUAACAUUCAGUCCCAGCAAUUUGUGUACCUGAAUGUCUCCAAAUCCGUGACGUCAGGCAGAGGAUUACGUCACAAACAGUGUACAUUUUGGCGUGAGAUUGUGCCGCUCCUAGCUGAUACACCAUCCCCACCGUCAGCAACGACAAGAUGCGUCAACACAAGCCACUCCGUCUUCCCCAACUACACCGUUCUUUUCAUCACUGGGGCCUUCAUCAUCGGAGGACAUCUAAAGCAGUUCUGCGCAUGACCAGCACUCCGUUGCUAGGAGAAGAGUAUAAUUACAAUCACUGUUGGGAGUUACGCGCACUUGGUUGCUAGGAUACACUGUUAUCAACACGCCCCUGGAGCAACUCCCGCGUUGUCGUUAAUGAACCGAAUUAUUCCUUCAAUGGUGUAACACCUUUCCAGGAAUAUGGUAUCUGUAUGCAACAUUGUGAGUUGCUAGGAUACAGGACGUCGGAAUGACCAAAUACGUAUAGGUAGGACGCAUAAAACUGAUGCUAACCCAGCUUAAUAAGAUUGCCAUGGCAACGUCGUUGACAUUUUAUAGUAAUCCGAGAGGGAAGCGGUCAUGGUCCGAUGUUUAUUUCACUUGACCCUUGAACUAUUGACCUUUUUCACCUUUGCAAACGAGCGUUGACUGAAGGGGAACCGCAGUCAAAAUAUGUUCGCUGCUUCACGCCUUUGGGAUGUUGUGUUUUAAGAAUGUGGAAUGAAAAGGGGACAUCACUCUCAGGUUAAUUCGGAACAAACAUGAGAUUCCAGCAGCGCUGCCGAAAAGGUGUCGCUCUUACCUCAAGGCUCAGCGGUGCAGCGGAGCUUGGCCUAGCGUAUUAGUGAAUGUCUAGAGAGAUACAUAUGCAGCCCUACAUGUACUGAGUUUCAAUUUUCAGAGACGGAUUAACUGUGUAUAUUUCACAUAUGAUAAAUGUUUUUUCACUUGUAACCAUGGUAACUAGGAUGUCACUGCACGUGUUGCUGUCGUGUGAAGAAUCUUAGCGUCAUCACAGAACAUCGAUUGUAUCUCCAAGCAAUACUGAUACUGUGUUUUAUGCCAAAUUGUUUGGUGACGUCAUAAUGACAUAACAAUGACGUCAUGUUUUACAUUUUCUUAUCACAUGACAACGAUAGAGCAAUAUGCAUAAUAACCCUUUGUAUAUACGGUGUAUAUGUUCUUUUCACCGCGCACUGCCAUGUAUAUAUCACCAUGACAACCUCACAGGAUAGUGAAUAACAAAUGCCGAUAUCACUGAAACCAAUGCUCUUUAUAAAGCUUUCAGAUGAAACUGUCAUCUUCCUGUUUCAUUUGCUCUUUUGACACUUUGUACUAAAUGUGAUUUUUUCGUUCGCAAUUCGACAUCUGGUCUGUAAAUGCUGACGAAGAAUUAUUUACAAAAAAGCUGUUUCAGGAAUAUCAAGUUUGCCAUUUUGAUCUGACAUUCUGAAAUUAUCGUUUCGGCAAUUCGAGGACUCCUCAAUCGAGUGCUUACAACGAUGUAACAAAUACGACCCUGUAUAUGUCAUCGUAUUUAACGUGUUUCAUCGUAUUACCUUUGAUGUUUUCUGCAAUUCGACGUCCCUUCGAACACAACCCUUUAUACGAUUUGAAAUAGUUGAUGGUGUUUACGAUAUUAUAUCCUGCCUCGCUGAGAGUAAACCAUAAUUACAUGUACAUGUUCAGGUGUUUAUCGACUUCUUCUUCAUUUGGAAACAUAUACUCAUUCUUCCAUUUCAUAGCAAUUGUAUUUAGAUUGUAGAACCGAGGGAUUGGCGUAUAUUCAGCCAACAGUAGAACUCCGUAUCACUGUUCAAUGCUCCAAGUAUAUACUAUAGAGAAUAAAAUCAGGUUUUCAUAA
Messenger RNA from Haliotis rubra (blacklip abalone), 4011 nucleotides. Its product is annotated as cholinesterase-like. Bases 606 to 2402 code for a protein of 598 amino acids. Gene Ontology annotation, biological process: acetylcholine catabolic process; choline metabolic process. The record is from RefSeq and is a predicted model, not a curated record. Lineage: Eukaryota; Metazoa; Mollusca; Gastropoda; Lepetellida; Haliotidae. Gene Ontology annotation, cellular component: plasma membrane. Gene Ontology annotation, molecular function: acetylcholinesterase activity. The transcript is spliced from 6 exons.